UUAUAUUUUGAUAACAACUGAUAAGACUAUAAGCACGUGCAUGUUAAUAUUAUUGAUACUCUAGCUUUGGGAAUAAACAAUACCGUAUAUAUAGAGAAAUGUUGGAUUUUAUUUAAUAUUUUUAAUUUUUUCAAGAUUUAACAUGAUGACUCCUGAUGGUGGUAGCAGGGCAUACGCUCCCCAUAGAGCUUUAGGUUAUGUUAGCAAUGAAGUCCCUUUAGUAACCCGCUACAUUAAUAUGAGACGAGAAAAUUUAGUUAUCACAUGUGUAGGUCGUGCAUUUCAUACUUACAGUACAGAUAGAUUUCAACUACUAUCUGUAAGUCCUCAACAUGAUGAUGAUAUACAAUGCAUGGCUGCAGAUAACUAUUUAGUAUUUACAGCUUGUAAAGGUAAUGAUAAUGUAUAUGCUUGGCGGCGUGGUGUUGAGUUAAAACAUACAUAUAAAAAUCAUGGAGCUCCAGUACAUCUUUUAUUACCUUUUGCUGCCCAUUUAAUAACCAUUAAUGAAACUGGUAAUGUACGAGUAUGGGAUAUCAAGGCAGAAUCGGUAUAUACUGAGUGGAAAUUAAAUAUUAAAGUAACAACAAUUUGUCAUCCGCCAACUUAUACUAAUAAAAUACUUUUGGGAUCAGAUGAUGGGCGAUUACAACUAUGGAAUAUAAAGACAGCCAAAUUGGUAUAUGAGUUUCAAGGAUGGACAGGAGCAAAAGUUACUUCUUUAGUACCAGCUUCUGCAGAAGAUGUUGUUGCAGUUGGUCUCCAUGAUGGUCGUAUUAUUCUUCAUAAUUUAAAGUAUGACAUUACUAAAACAGUCUAUACACAAGAAUGGGGAGCAAUCACUGGAAUUGCUUUUAUAAUACGUAAACAAUUGAUGGUUGUUGGUAGUUCAAGAGGUACUUUAGUUUCAUGGAAUCUCGAAGAAGGUCAGGUGGAUAAUUUAUUAGUUAAAGCACACCAUGGGCCAAUAUCAGGACUUCAAUGUUUACCUGACGAAUUACUUGUUGUCACCUCAUCUAUAGAUAAUUCUCUUAAGAUGUGGCGUUUUGAUAACUCUGAUAUUUCACUGCAUAAAAUACGUUCAGGUCAUUGGAAGCCACCUACAAGAAUUCGUUAUUAUGGUGUAGGUGAUGAAGUAUUAAGUGCCGGAGGUGAUUCAACCUUACGUUCAUUUUGUACUGUAACUGAAAUAGCUAACCGUAGUUUUGGUAGAGCAUCUUAUAAUAGAAAACUAUCAAAAAAACGUGGGAAUAAAUGGUCAGAUCCAUUAACUAUGCCACCAAUAUCAUGGUUUACAACUGAACCUGCUAGGGACAUGGACUGGGGUACUGGUGUAGUAGCUGUUCACCAGGGCACACCUGCUGCUACCAUUUGGUCAGUUCAAGCAGGUUGUAUGUCUGAUCGAUUGUUAUGUCAUCCUUCAAGAUUUAAUAAAAAAGCAGGAGUAGGAGUUAGUGCUACUUGUGCAUGUCUUUCUAGAUGUGGUAAUUUUGCUAUCAUAGGUUAUUCUACUGGACAUGUUGAUAAAUAUAAUGUCCAAUCUGGUGCUCAUCGAGGUACAUUUGGAGAUCCAAUUGCUCAUAAAUUUACUAGAGCUGUUUAUGUUGAUCCCCUCAAUCAGGUUACAAUUACAGGAGGAACUGAACAUUUUUUAAACUUCUGGAAUUUUAAAACUACCAAAUUAAUAUCUAAAAUGAAUUUGGAUGAUGCUGUCUCAUUUUUUGUUUGGCCUGACUCAGAUACUUCAUUUUUGGCUAUAGCUUUAGAUAAUUAUAUAGUUUGCUUAAUUGAUAUUGAUCAGCGAACAAUUAUCAGAAAAUUUUCAGCACAUCGUGGUCCUAUAACAGAUAUUGCAUUUAGUCCUGAUUCACGAUGGUUAGUUACUGCAGCUAUGGAUUCAACAAUCCGUACUUGGGACAUUCCAGCAAUGUGUACUAUUGAUAUACUUAAGGUAAAUACACCAUGUGUGUCAUUGACAUUUUCACCAUCUGGAACAUAUUUGGCUACAGCUCAUGUUGGUUAUCUCGGUAUUCAUUUGUGGACAGUUCGAUCAGCAUAUUCACAUGUCAGUUUACGACCUAUUAAUGAAGAUGAAGAUGUUGUUACUGUUCCACUUCCAUUAACUGGAGGUGGUGAAAAUUCUAUAACUGAAAAUCAAAUUAAUAAAUAUGAAAAUAAUGAGUGUAAAAUUAAACAACUAGAGUCUGGUUUAAUUACUACUAGUGGUUUAGCAGAUUCACGUUGGAUACCAUUAUUAGAUUUAGAUGCUAUUAAAAAGCGGAACAAACCAAAAAUGCCUGCAAAAAAACCUGAAGCUGCUCCAUUCUUCUUACCUACUAUACAAUCAUUAAAUGACCAACAACUUCAUUUUGACUUAAAUAAAUCUUUACCUCAUAAAGAAAAUUCUAAAAGUGUUUUGAAUAGAAUUGAGUUAUUGUCACAUACAGUAUUUGCUAAUGAUUUGCUCAAAGCUCAAACAUUAGAACAGAAUGUUACAUUAUUUACCACUCUAAAAAAUAUGGGACCAUCAGCUGUAAACUAUGAAAUACGUUCUCUAAAUCCAGAGGCUGGUGGAUCUAGUCAAUUGCUAAAUGCAUUUUUAACUUUAUUGGACAUUAUUACUACACAUUUUGAAAGUGAUGAUUUUGAAUUGGCUCAAUCGUAUCUGGGAGUAUUUAUUAAGCAUAAUGGUAGGGCAGUAGCACAAUUAAAAAAUGAAGAUAUGUUAAAUUUACUUGAGAGGAUAGUUAACAAAGAAAGUGUUGCUUGGAGUAGACUUAGCAAUGAUAUCAACUAUAGCUUAGCUGUGCUAGAAUAUAUGAAAAAUAACUAAAUUGUAUAUAUGAAAUAUAAUAACAAAUAAAAUGAAAUUUAUUAUUAAUAA
Messenger RNA from Daktulosphaira vitifoliae (grape phylloxera), 2884 nucleotides. Its product is annotated as WD repeat-containing protein 36. The record is from RefSeq and is a predicted model, not a curated record. NCBI's taxonomy places the organism in Eukaryota, Metazoa, Arthropoda, Insecta, Hemiptera, Phylloxeridae. Gene Ontology annotation, biological process: rRNA processing. Bases 143 to 2833 code for a protein of 896 amino acids. Gene Ontology annotation, molecular function: protein binding. Gene Ontology annotation, cellular component: small-subunit processome; Pwp2p-containing subcomplex of 90S preribosome. The transcript is spliced from 4 exons.